UUAUUUUUUGAAAAUUUUGCAGAAUGAAAUGACCUUCGGAACGUGUCGCUCUGUGUGGUGAUCGCGCGUGGCUGGCUGUCGCAGUGCUUUUGCAGGCAUCCGACCGAACAACGUCGUCUAAUUCGUCAGAAAUUAGAAAGAAGAAAGUGUGUGUGUGUGUGUGUGAGACAUGACGCGCAGAAAAUGUCCUUCCUGCGACAGUUUCACCGACAGUCUUCCAGAACCGGAAGACCGCGUCAUCAUCGACGGUGUCGUGGAGUGUCUCAUAUUCGCGGAUGCCGAGGACAUGGAGUGCCACGACCGAAUGGAAAGAUGCUCCAUGUGUCGCCCGAAACUCUCGCCCAGGGCCCUGCUUCGUAAGCAUGUGCGGCGUCCGUUGAGGAGCAAUUCCGCGCAUUCGGAUGACGAAGACAAAAAAACUGUGGAACAUGACGAUCGGAAGCCAGCAGAAGAAAUCCCGGUGUCGAACGUCUCCUCAACAACAAUCCCGCAGGCAAAACGUGGCAGGCCUCGGGGCUCAGGAAAGUCCCUUGGGAACACGAAGCCAAAAAUCAACAACAACAAUGACAAUUCGGAAAACAACUUUGGCAGCAAAACCAGGCGACCUCACAGCAAAUCCCUGGAGCCGUCAUCCGAGGUCAGAGUCAGUCCUGCCAAGCGUCGGGGUCGUCCACCGGGCUCCAAAAACAAGGUCAAGCCACCGCCGCCGCCGCCGCCUGUAAAAGCCGCCACAUCAGCUACGUCGAAUCUAGUGGAGGCGGAUAUGCCUCCCAUUUUUGUUUACGGACCCGUGAAAGACCGUCGGAAGCAGCACACGGGCGCCAGUCCGAUCAUCGAAUUGUCUCCGAGUCGCACGGAGUUUGCAGUGUCUGCUUUGAACCCUCAACUGAUGUCGUCGUAUUCGUCUUCUUCUCCUUCUUCUUCCUUGACACCGCGUGUCUUGUCUCAUGGCAAGAUGACGAGAGCCGGCAGACGCAAGUUUGACGAGAAAACCUUUGCGCAUUUGCAUUGUCCGAAGCAGUAUGACCCGAGUUUCUACCACCGCCACCUGGACGAAGAACAACAACGACAACAAACACAACACGACGAAGCAGCCGGGUCCGUGUCGUCGUCGUCGUCUUUGCCGCCCGCGGCGUGUGGAAACAGUUUUUGUCAAUUGGGUUGUGUGUGCGAGGACUGGGGCAGGGACGUGGACGAGAUCUAUGAGCAGUUGUGUGGACGGUUUGAGUGCGUGCACGGGUGUGUGUGUCCGUCGGCGUCGACAUCAACGACUGGUGGCGCCGGAAUGGUGGCCAGGCCCAGACGAAGGCGCCGCUGGACCGACAAGAGCGUUGGUCGUCCGCCAAAGAAUGGGCGAAAUCACAAGAAACGCGAGGCUGCCGGAGACUAGUUUCGUGGAAAGCAUCUAUCGAAGUA
Molecule: messenger RNA, 1416 nt
Organism: Notodromas monacha
Lineage: Eukaryota; Metazoa; Arthropoda; Ostracoda; Podocopida; Cyprididae
Source: the annotation of a GenBank genome assembly